UUCCCAUCUGUUUCCGUUAAUUUUUGUUGACGUGGAAGCAUUACACUUGACAAAGCUGAACAGAAUCGAAGAAUGACAGCUUUAGUUGUUGUUGGUGGUCAGGUGUGCCUGUUAUGACACCAAACAUCAAGCUGUAUCUGUGAUGGCUGUUGAAGAUAUUAUAUCUUGGGUAACCACUGUAUGUACUAUUGGAGUUUCACUAAUAGGAUUUGAAAUCUGUGCCAAAAUUGCACGUAAAGGAAGUCCAGGUGACAUUUCUUUCAUUCCGUUCCUUAUCAUGUUUAUCAGUGCCUGUUUGUGGCUGAAGUAUGGACUUCUCCGAAGAGUAUUUACCGUUGUAUUUGUCAACUCAGUUGCAGCCUUAUUACAAGGCAUGUACAUGUGUAUUUAUUAUACAUACAGCCUUCAGCGGGGACAUCUAAAUCGAUUGUUAUUUUUUGGUAUAGUGUUCCUGCUUUUACCUUUAAGCUACAUUAGAUUCUACCUACCUGAUGAAUCCAGUGCUAUUGACUUUCUCGGACGCUUAUGUUGUAUUAUUAGUAUUUUCUCUUAUGGUUCACCUCUUGCUUCUGUGUUCCACGUGGUUAGAACCAAAAGCACUGAAUGUAUGUCUUUUCCAUUAGCUACUGCCAAUUUUGUGGUUGCUCUUGAAUGGUUUUUCUAUGGGGCUUUGUUAAAAGACUUUUAUAUGCAGAUGCCCAAUAUGUGUGGUGUUUUGCUCUGCCUUUUCCAGUUUGCAUUAUUUUUCAAAUACCCAGCAAAACCACAGCCAAUACUUUCUAUCAAAGCUUAAAUGCAACAUAAUGAAUGAAAUUUGAAAUCAACCAAAUUACUCUAUUCCAAAGUCCAAAAAAUGCAUUAUUAUAUAUAUUGUAAAUCUCAAACGAAUGUUCAACUCAUAAACUGACCAUUAACUUAAAAACGAAAGCCAAGAUUAAUUUCAUCAUUCUCUUCUGUAUAUAUCCAAUGGUACUACUAAUAUUUUUGCUGUUAAUAUAAUUGACAGUCUGAAUCAAAGUUUUGAUCAUCAAAAAAGCAUUUGCUUUUUCAACUGUUGACCAACAUGAAAACUACCAAAGCUUGAAAGAAUUUUAUCAAAAUGUAGUAUUUGGGACCAGUAACUUUUUGAGUUAAUUGCUUUUAUGACCAGUUCUUCAUUUUGACACAUUAUAUGCCAAAAUAUCUCCAGUUUUGUAAUUCAUUUCAUCAACGUAGGAUUUUUGUUUUGUUUUUUACAUUGUAACAAUCCUUAAAAAUAUCUAUGAGAACCAGUUACCUCAGGAAACUGGCUUUCACUGUUUGUAUUCAUUGAUAACAAUAAUUGUUUCAGUUUAUAGCUUUAAUUUUAUUAAUCAUCCAUGUUAUUAUUGACACAGAGGUAGUGAAGAUGAUAAAGGCAAUGUCAAAUUGAAUUCUUCUGUGUAACUAUGGCAGUUCCACACUGUUUUAAGUUUACAAUAUAGUGGUGGUGUGGGAGAGUGGUGCAGUUUUGUCUUUCAAUCCAUCUGAAUAUCAGUCACAGAUUAAGAUGGAUUCUAUGUAUCCAGAGAAAUUAAUUUUGUCUUCAGUCAAAAGAAAUUGCUAUUGUCAUUUGAUUCUCUUCACUACAGUUAGAAGGGGAAAUAAUUGUGAAUGGAAAAUGCUCAAAUCAGAGAAUUGCUCUACAAAGUCUUAUUUUUAAAUCUCCUAAAAAUAAGUUUUCCUCAUCAAACCUCUUGAGAAAAUUCUUUGAAUCUAUACAUACAAACUCCAGCCAAUAAUAAGUUUUAUAUUGGAAUAUAUUAUAUUACUUAUAUAAAACUUUAUCAAGUUUUAAAAGAAAAUUUAAUUUAAUUCUGUCAUGAAGUGCCUUGAUUAAUUUUUAACGCUCUUAUGGAAUAUGAAAAAAUGGUUUUAUCAAAACAAGAAUUUUAUAUUGUUUCUCAAACAUUUCAGUAUUUGAAAUUGCUUGCUUUACAUAAAUUUGCAAUGUUUCAAAUAUUAUCUAGAAGCUAUCUAAUCAAUGACUUACAAACUUUGUUAUACUGUGAUCAUUUCACUUCCUUCAAAAUCAAACUAAUAAUACUGAAAUAUGUUUCGUUAAUAUACUCCAUCAGUGUAUUACAAAAAUCUAAUCAUGUUUUACAAUUCAUUAUCAUGAGCCAAUUCAAUACACACAUGCAUUUUCUCUUCCCCCAUUAUAUUAUGAUAAAGCACUUUCCACAGCUGAGUUUGACCUGACAUACUAUCAAAUUUGGCUAGUGGCCUAGAAGUUAGGUUCCUGCACUCAUGAUCUUGUGGUUUCAAUUCCUGUACUGAGUGGUGCAUUGUGUUUUUGAGCAAAACACUUUGCUUCAUGUUGCUCUGCAAUCAUUUCAACUUCUGACAUGUGGCACAUUAUGCACCUGUACAGGCAAUGUUGAUUUGACAGAGUAAGCUACGAGCAGUACAAAUAUUUGAUUCCUAUAAACAAAUCAUCUAUGCAGGUUAUUCAGCAAGAAAUAGUGCAAUCAUCUUUCUCAAACUUGAGAGACUACCAACAACCAUGUGUGUGUGUGUGUGCAUGAGAAAAUUAGGAUAAAAUUAACUUAUGGAUGUUAUUUAUUUAAAGGCAUUCAAAUUCAUACAGAGAAAUAUAUAUAUAUACUGUCUUUGGUCUGAACUAUACGUAUGUAUUAUUUUAUAUUGCAGUUAUCUCACAGUUCCUUGGAGCUAUGGUUAUUAAAUAUGUUCAGUCAGAUUUGAUGAACAUAGCUCCAGAAUAUGAAAUAGAAUUAAGUAAUUUUAUAUUACAGUUUUAUGGACUUAACUAAACAAUAUUGCUACUGCUUUUUCAGAGCUAGUCAUUGGAUGUAUCUUAUUGGAUCUAUCUUGUCAAAUGAGAAAUCUCUUGUUUAACAAUGCAGCUUCAAGUAGACCCAUCUGGUAACCCAAGCUUGAGGAAACUAGUAGUUUUGUUCUUCUGUUAAGUUUUUAUAGUUGUAAUAUAAGAUCAACUUUGUUUCAUAUAUCAUAUAUUGUAUGUUCCUUGUUUGACAUUUGAACUAUACCUGAUUAUACUGUGUGUGUGUGUUGUGAGUAAAGGUGAGAUAUUCAAGUGGAUAAUCUUUUGGGUAAUUUCAUGUUCCUGGGAAGAACACCUUAUUCUAUAUUAACUCACUUCCUUUAACUAUUUAGUGUAGGUACCUAUAAUAGACUAGCAUUCAGUCUGUCAACAGUUUCACACCAUGAAACUGAAGCUAAACACUGGCUUUCAAAGAUCAUUUGGAGCAUAGAAGUGAUUUAUAUAUAUAUAUAUAUACAUAUAUAUAUAUAUAUACCAGAUGUAAUUUUCAAUCAAUCAAUUUGUUAAAUUUACAAACAAAAAAAGACCUACUUAUUGACACACUGCACAUUAUUUUCUUAAAACACAAUUUUUUUUUCUGUAAAAUUGUUCAUGUUAGCUCUUUAAACACUUAUCUUAAGCUUUUUUUUUUAGCUUGUGCCAUCCAUUAUUCUAUUCUUAAUAAUAUAAAUCUACUUAGGAAUUAGAUUGCUAGUACAGGUACAAUAUCAAUUUUUUUUAACCUUUUGUUCCAAAGCCUUUCUAGAUUGUGAUUUUUCUGAACCUGGGGUAGUCAUUAUUAAAUGACAUAGAAGUCACUUAUACAUUAGUAUAAAUGAUACAAGUUUUUUAAUACAGUAUUCUGCAAGGAAUGAAUAGAUUAGUCUGGUGGCCAUAGGAAUUUGAAUUUCCUGCUCAUAAAUUAAUGUGGAUUAUAAAAGGUUCCAGACCAGCAUUGUCUGAAAAGUUAGUGUUGUACUUUUACUGGUCAAAACAAUCUUUUCAUAUCAGAUAUG
Messenger RNA from Octopus bimaculoides (California two-spot octopus), 3819 nucleotides. Its product is annotated as sugar transporter SWEET1. Gene Ontology annotation, cellular component: membrane. Gene Ontology annotation, biological process: carbohydrate transport. NCBI's taxonomy places the organism in Eukaryota, Metazoa, Mollusca, Cephalopoda, Octopoda, Octopodidae. The record is from RefSeq and is a predicted model, not a curated record. Gene Ontology annotation, molecular function: sugar transmembrane transporter activity.